AUGAACUCAAACCACAGAGAAACUCAGCUCUUAGGCCAGGAUACAGUCCAGAUCCUGACAAGUGACAGCCAAUGCUUUAACGGGAACUUAAGGCAUGCAAGUCAGGAGCUAAAAAAAGAGAUAGACGGGAAUUUACAGGAUGCGAGGAAAGCCUGGAAGCACCUGAAUGAAAAAUGUCAAGGGGAAAUUGUAAAUCUAAGAACCCAAAUGGUGGUUGUUCUAUCCCAUGACAACAAAUUGGAGAAGGAGGUGAAAAUGUACCGUGAUGAACUUCUUGCAUGCAAAAUACAGGCAGAGAGACGGAUCAUCUCUCUUGAGGAGAGUCUGAGGGUUCAAAAAGAGGAGAGUGCAGCAAAGUUUUCUGCCAUGGACAGUCAUUUGAAGGAAAAUGAGGAAAUGUGGAAGCAGAAAGUCAGACAGCUUGAGGAGGAGAAUGAGAAGUUAAGGAGUGACUCCUAUAUAGGCCAAGGAGAAUUUCAUGGAGAAAUCCUCCGUCUUGAGGAGAGGCUUCGGCUUAAGGAAGAGAGCCAUGCUAUAAGGCUCUCUGCACAGGAAGCUCACUUCCGGGAGAUGAUAACUCUCACUGAAGAAAACGCUGCCUCAAAACUCAAAGAAUGUGAAGAGAGAUGGCAGACGAGAGUAAGGCAGCUGGAGAAUCAGGUAGAAGAGUCCAAGGGAGAGCUCUCUGAAUGCAGAGCAAAAAUGGAGAGAGCUUCCUAUGAGGAACAUCUUCACACCCAGAGCGAUGACAUGGAGCAUCAAUGCAGUUGGAUGAAACAGUUGGAUGAAAACAGGACUCAUUUUGAGAGUGUUGUCAACUCUCUUAUGGAAAGUCUUUACAUAGAGAGGGGAGGAAAUUCUGCAAAGAUAGCUUUCAUGGAGAGCCACUAUGAGGAGGUGAGCAGACUUCAGGAGAAGGUCUCUGCUUCAAAAUUGAAGGAAUGUGAAGAGAAGUGGCAGACGCAAGUGAAACAGCUCGAAGAGAGGGUUAAAACUUAUGAGAGAAGACAGAGCGAGCAGAGAAACACCCCGAUCCUGCUGGGCCAGACUCAGACAGAAGUUGACCACUGUAACAAGAGAUGGUCAGAGAAAUAUCAGACUCUUGACAAAAGCUACCAAAGUCUGUUGGCUGAGAAAGAGGAAAACUGGCAGAGAUUGAUGAGGGUAGAAAAAUACAUAAAAGUGUUCGUUGACAAGGUAAGUAAUGUUUCCUUUAAUAUUUCCUUUAUAUUUCUAAAAGCCACAAAUUAUGUUAGUAGUUUUUGGUUAAGUAAAAAAUUAUUACUAUGUGCUAGCUAAGCCCAAACAGUGGAUUUAUAGUCAUCCACUUACUAUAGUUUUAGCCCAAAUGUAUUAGAUUAAAACAUCAGUAGUAUCCAACUGCUAAAAGUCGAAUUGAAUUGAGCCCGUCUAGUAGUUCCACCAUUCAUCCAGUCUUCGGGCUUAACUAAACUAGACACAUUUGAAAGAUUGAUUGACAGACGAUGGCAAGAAGCACAUCUGCCUUAAUCUUUGAACCAUUCUUGUGUUGUAUUUUAUGUUGUAUUCCUCUAUGAACUUACCUUUAGAAAGAAUAAUCACACAUUUCUUAUUGUGUUUUCAGAAUUGCAAAAAGGAGAAGAAAACAAAAUGGUGGAAACGAGCCUUACCAAUUCGAAGAAGGAGAAGGGGGAACCCAAGGAAUUCAUCUUUGGAGUGCACUCCGCUUCUAAAUCAAUCCAGCAGCACUAUCUCUUAAACUUAAAAUUAACUUUAAAUUACCCCCACCCCCUUCACACACACACACACUAAAUUCAGUGUUCAGAAAUACAGAAUCACUGAUAUUCAUUAUUUUUACGCCGUGAUCAUCUCAGUUCAAACCAAGAGAUAGCUUGGAAUAUUUCACGUCAUGAAAUUCAUACACAAAAUAUGAAAAAUAAAGUUUUGAAACAUAUAGAAAA
Molecule: messenger RNA, 1940 nt
Organism: Xyrichtys novacula (pearly razorfish)
Lineage: Eukaryota; Metazoa; Chordata; Actinopteri; Labriformes; Labridae
Source: the annotation of a GenBank genome assembly